AUGGAGACUUUGCAGCUAGAAAACGAGAGCAAUCAGCUGCGUAUCGAUUCAUUGUCGACAGAGGUGAACCAGCUCCAAAGCGUUAUGGAAGAGAGAGAGCUUCUUAUCCAACAAUGCAAGGAAAAUGAGAAGAAUUGGACGAGCAAACCACAGAGGCAAUUAAUGAAAUCCGGAGGAAAUAGGAUGAGGAGAAGCAAGAAAUCAUCAAUGCUGAAAAGGAAAAGAUACUCACAAAACGAAGGAAGAGAAAGAGCACGGUCAUGUUUGAGGAGCCACAUAGGCGAUCAUCUCGGAUUACACCCAAAGCUAAGACCCCAGAAGUAUUGGUAA
Arabis nemorensis is the source of this 330-nucleotide messenger RNA. The record is from the annotation of a GenBank genome assembly. Lineage: Eukaryota; Viridiplantae; Streptophyta; Magnoliopsida; Brassicales; Brassicaceae.